AUUUUCUCAGUUCUACUUCGUUACAGCUUUCCACCCAUCAGUAGGAUGUCGACAAGCGAAGUUCGUGUUUCCGCUCCAGUCAAUAUUGCUAUAACAAAAUAUUGUAAUGCAUGCCAUAAAUAACCGAGUCUCAACUAUUGAAGGGGGGAAAUUAGAUGAACUCAAUAUACACCCAGUCAACAGCUCUAUAAGCAUGACCCUCAAUCAAGACCAGUUAAUGACCACUACUCGCUUGGUAACAGGUCCAGAUCUGACAAACUCAAGCUUCUCACUGAAUGGAAGGAUGUAUGAAGAUGUGCCGGGAAGAAUAAAGGAUGUAAUUAUCAUAGGUGUGGAUGUAUUCCCACUUCAUUCGCGUGUAUCCAUUUGGAUAGCCUUCGGAUUAACUAAACUGUACAGGUUAGACGAGGAUCCUCCGUCGUUGGCCCGCCGUGGAUCUGGUUCUGCUUGUCGUAGCUUGUAUGGUGGAUUUGUGCAUUGGAUUAGAUCUAAUGAUACUCUUUGUUCGACUGGUGGAUCCCAAACCCACUGUUCUACUGUGCACGAACUCUAUCCCGCCUCAUAUUGGCCUGAAUUGAAGGUUUUGAUUUGUGUUGCAAGCAGUCACAAGAAGUCGAUUGGAUCGACAACUGGGAUGCAACGCACAGUCAAUACCAGCCAACUUUUUCAACGAGCUCGAUGUGAAAGCGUCAAGCAGCAUGAACUGUUGCUGUUGUCUGCCUUACGUGACCGUGAUUUUGAAAACUUCGCUCGAAUUGCAAUGCAAGAAAGCAAUCAAUUGCAUGCUGUUUGUUUAGACACUUGGCCACCUUGCAUCUUUCUAACAGAUGUCAGUCUAAAACUCAUGAAUUGGGUUCAUUUGCUAAAUCGGUUUUGUGGAAAGACAGUGGCGUCCACUGGCGGAAUUUGUCUUUAUCCAUAUACUUGCGAAACUAUCAGUAACAAUAACACACGAACGGCUGGCGACUGCCUCAUUCAUUCCGACUGCGCUCUCACCUACCGGAAUGUCACUCGAUCCCUUCAGCGCACGCGUGUUCAGCACAUCAGUGUUAUGGUUUACACGUUCCAUUCUUACGCUCGGUUCGUUAUUUCCGGUCUUUCAGCUAACCUAUUUCUUUUGUCUGUCUAUUCCAAUAAGGUCGCCUACACGUUUGACGCUGGCCCGAAUGCGUUUCUGUUCGCCGAAGAAUCGAACGUCUCGUUUUUAUUGCACUUGUUAGCUCUCUGCUUUGGGACGAAGUCGUGUGAGACGACACUUGACGUUCCUUCUAGUGAUCAUGUAUACGUCACAGACCCGGUUGACACAAUGGCCAAGAGUCUUUUGUUCCGUGGAAUAAAAUACCCAGUCUAUUCAAGACCAAUUGAUACGAAGUCGCUAGAGAACUCAUGUCGCAUAUCAAAUAGGUGUUUUGUACUGAUGUUUGAAGAAACGACCGGAGUGGAAUUAACCACCAAAGCCGUAGAGAGUGCGACCUUGGCAUUUCAAUGCGUUUGCAAUGUCCAUGGCAUUGACGGUCUUUCGCUUGGCGUGCUCGGUGUAGGUGACGACGUCACGGAUAACGUCCUCAAGGAACACCUUGAGGACACCGCGGGUCUCCUCGUAGAUCGGACCAGUGGUGCGCUUCACACCACCUCGGCGAGCGAGACGGCGGAUGGCCGGCUUGGUGAUCUCCUAGAUGUUAUCGCGGAGAACCUUGCGAUGACGUUUAGCUCCUCUUUUCCGAGUCCUUUACCAUCCAUACCACGUCCAGACAUGAUGUUACAGGCAAGAUCGCAACAGAACAGAUCGAGAGAUCCAAGCUAG
Messenger RNA from Opisthorchis viverrini, 1804 nucleotides. RefSeq lists its product as hypothetical. The record is from RefSeq and is a predicted model, not a curated record. Bases 107 to 1804 code for a protein of 565 amino acids. Lineage: Eukaryota; Metazoa; Platyhelminthes; Trematoda; Opisthorchiida; Opisthorchiidae. The transcript is spliced from 7 exons.